This is a messenger RNA of Sabethes cyaneus, 745 nucleotides long. RefSeq lists its product as uncharacterized. The record is from RefSeq and is a predicted model, not a curated record. Bases 1 to 609 code for a protein of 202 amino acids. NCBI's taxonomy places the organism in Eukaryota, Metazoa, Arthropoda, Insecta, Diptera, Culicidae. The transcript has 3 exons.
AUGGAUUGCAAUGGAGUCGAGGACUGCGCUGCGGCCGCCGCCGACGAGCCGCCCUCCAUACCACGUGUGGAUGUGGUUUAUCUUAGCUAUAACUGUAAGAGGAUUCGUCCGACUAUCGCACUGGACAAUGUGUGUACAGUUAGCUUGUACGAGCUGAAGAAGCAUCGCAAGGCUAAGAAAAAUCAAAAGACUCAGAUGAGCUACGAUGCUUAUCAACAUUACAAAUGGUAUAACACCGUACUAUCGAAGCAGCUGAAGGAAGGCGGCGGACCGAUGCUGCUGAAAGUGUUCCACUGGUACAUCGAAUCAUCGCACGGCGAUGCAUUCGAAGUGAACGCCUGCCGCUACGAUGCCGUUUCACUGAUCAUUGCGGCCCACGUGGAACACUUCUACUGUGCAAAGGCAGGCUGCACCAGUGCCCAGGGAAGGCGUCUUCGACUCGGAGACCAAUCCACCGAUCAGGGACCUGAUUCCACGGCGUGCGCUAAGGCCAGAAUUGCGGACUGUCUGGUUCCAUCGACAGCUGCCAGCAGCUGCGGAAUGGUCAACGCACGACUGUUGAAGCAAUGCUCGAAACGGCUUUCUCUCGGUACGAUUAGCGAGGAAUGACACUGUGAUUGUGAUUUAUAAUUGUUCUAGUAUCUAUUUAACAAUCUGCAUCUUCAGACAUUGUAACACGUUUCAAAACAGUAUGUUGCGCAAAACAUUUAUUUAUCUGUAUCCGUUUAUUUUGCCGUUUGUUGUU